AUGGCCAACGCCAAAUACCUCACUUCCAUUUUCACCAUUAUUAUCACCCUUCUCUUCUCAUUCACCACUGCUAAACCCCCUACUUUCCACCGAACCAUAUCUCCGACGUCUUUGGGCCUCAAGAAGGAGAAGCUCAGCCACCUUCACUUCUUCUUCCACGAUAUUGUCAGCGGCCCAAAGCCCACCGCGGUCAGAGUGGUCGAGCCCCGCAGCACCAACACUUCCUCCACGCUUUUCGGGCUCAUGGCGAUGAUCGAUGACCCAUUGACCGUGAACCCCGAACCCGGAUCCAAACUCGUCGGAAGGGCCCAAGGAAUUUACGGAUCUGCGGGCCAAGAAGAAAUGGGCCUGUUGAUGAUCAUGAACUUGGUGUUCACCGAAGGGAAAUACAAUGGCAGCACACUGAGCUUGUUGGGGCGGAACGCCGUGCUCUCCACCGUGAGGGAAAUGCCAAUCGUAGGAGGAAGCGGGGCUUUUCGGUUCGCACGUGGGUAUGCUCAGGCCAAGACUCACACGUUUGAUUUCAAGACAGGGGAUGCUGUCGUGGAGUACAACGUCUUCGUGUUCCAUUAUUAA
Molecule: messenger RNA, 576 nt
Organism: Sphenostylis stenocarpa
Lineage: Eukaryota; Viridiplantae; Streptophyta; Magnoliopsida; Fabales; Fabaceae
Source: the annotation of a GenBank genome assembly